Messenger RNA from Durio zibethinus, 3319 nucleotides. RefSeq lists its product as uncharacterized. Gene Ontology annotation, biological process: mRNA processing. Gene Ontology annotation, cellular component: nucleus. The record is from RefSeq and is a predicted model, not a curated record. Lineage: Eukaryota; Viridiplantae; Streptophyta; Magnoliopsida; Malvales; Malvaceae. Gene Ontology annotation, molecular function: RNA binding.
AUAUUAAUGAUAAAUUUCGACCAUUCAAUUAAAUUAUAAAAUUUAUACCUUAGUACAUCUAGCUGCAAAUUUCUUAGCAAAUUCUCUUUAAAACCCACGGACUUUGUUCCAAUAGCACCCUUCCCAAAUUUCGAGGACCAAAAUUAAACAAACCUAAGCCCCAACAGCCAAACCCCUCAAUCGAAACCUCAACAAAACCCUAACUUUCCGAGCACUAUCCCUGCAAUUGAUUUCUUCAAGGUUCCUAAUUCAAAUGCCUUGAAGAAAAAGAGCUGAAAUCUUCGAAUUUAAAAAAAGAAGGAUAAUGGAUUUCGACGAGUACGAGUAUUUAGAAAAAACCGUGGAAGAGCAGGAAGAUUCGAAGAAGAAGAAGAAGAAAGACGGAGGAGGAUCGGGAGACAAGAGCGAGAGAAGCUAUAGGAAGAGGGAUGGCGAGAGAGAGGAAGAGGAUAAUGAAGGCAAGAGCACCAGCAAGAAAUCGAGAGGCGGCCGCGAUGAGGACGACGAGGAGAACCGAGAUCGGGAUAAGGAUCGGCGUAGAAGCAGCCGCGAUAGAGAAAGGGAAAGGGAGAGAGAGAGGGAUAGGGAUUUAGAGAGGAGCAGUAGAGAGAGGGAAAAGGAAAAGGAAAGGGACAGAGAAAGGAGAGAUAGGGAUAAGGAUAAGGGGAAAGAGAGGGAUAGGGAGAGGAGAGAGAGGGAAAAGGAGAGAGAGAGGAGGGAGAGGGAGAAGGAGAAGGAAAGGGAGAGAGAGAGGAGAGAGAGAAGCAGCAGUAGGUCAAGGAGGCACGAGGGUGAUCGCGAGCGAGAGAGGGAGCGGGAGAGAGAACGUGAAAUUGACAUCAGAGAUAGCAGAUUUAAGGAGAAGAAAGAGGUAGUGGAGCCUGAAGCUGAUCCUGAGAGGGACCAGAGAACUGUUUUUGCUUACCAGAUGCCUCUAAAAGCAACUGAGAGAGAUAUCUAUGAAUUGUUCUCAAAAGCAGGCAAGGUGAGGGAUGUUCGACUGAUCAUGGAUAGGAAUUCAAGACGAUCAAAGGGAGUUGGGUAUAUUGAGUUUUACGAUGUGAUGUCUGUGCCAAUGGCGAUAGCCUUGUCUGGUCAAUUGCUUCUUGGUCAACCUGUGAUGGUUAAACCUUCAGAAGCUGAAAAGAAUCUUGUUCAGUCCAAUACUUCUGGUGCAGCCGCAGGUGGUGUUGCUGGACCAUAUGGAGCUGUUGAUAGAAAAUUAUAUGUGGGGAACUUGCACUUCAAUAUGACAGAAAUUCAGCUUAGACAGAUAUUUGAACCCUUUGGUCCCAUGGAGCUUGUGCAACUACCGCUUGACCUUGAGACUGGGCAGUGCAAAGGUUUUGGGUUUGUUCAGUUUGCACAACUUGAGCAUGCAAAAGCAGCUCAAAGUGCAAUGAAUGGAAAACUGGAGAUUGCUGGUCGAACCAUUAAGGUUUCAUCUGUUACUGAUCAUGUUGGUAUCCAAGAUACUGCAGCAAAAUCUGUGGACUUUGAUGAUGAUGAGGGUGGUGGCUUGUCUUUGAAUGCUCAAUCGAGAGCAUCACUUAUGCAGAAACUGGAUCGCUCUGGUAUUGCGACAAGUAUUACAAGCUCCCUGGGAGUACCCCUCCUUAAUGGGUCAGCUCCAAAUCCACAGGUUGCUACAUUACCUGUCAAUGGACUACGUGCAUAUCCAGCACCAGUUCUACCUCCAGUCAUGUCUACUACAGCCCUUGAUCCUAUUGGACAGUCCAGUGGAUGUUUGCUGUUGAAGAAUAUGUUUGAUCCUGCAACUGAGACGGAACCAGAUUUUGAUUUGGAAAUUAAAGAGGAUGUUGAAGAAGAAUGCAGUAAAUAUGGCAGGGUGAAGCAUAUUUAUGUGGACAAAAACAGUGCUGGUUAUGUCUAUCUUCAAUUUGACUCGGCAGAUGCAGCGGCUAAAGUUCAACGUUCAAUGCACAUGAGAUGGUUUGCAGGCAGAUCAAUAUCAGCUUUAUUUAUGCAACCCCACGAGUAUGAGGCGAGGUUUAAGGGUUGAACAACAUUGGCUCGCAGGAUUGGUUCUCAUGUCUGGAUUGAUGGACGGUAGGUUUAUAUCUGAACUCGUUUUGUUCUGAGUUUAGAAUUUUUAUUAUAAUCAUACACAAUGACCUAAAUGUAAGAUAAUGCUAUUUGUUUACACUUUUUUUAGUGAUUGAAUUUUAAUUAUUGUUGGCAAUUUCCAUAACCAAUGCCAUCGCUAUUCAACAUCGUUGUCAGUUGGUUGCCGCCAAAUGGGUCAUAUUGUAGUCAAAAGCAAUCUGCGUGUGUGUGUGUGUGUAUAUAUAUAUAAAAGGAAGAAUCAUCUUAUAUAGCAUAAAAAUUAAAAAAGUUUUAUAUAUUUUUUAAUUUUUGAUUUUAAUAAAUCUAAAAAAUGAGAGAUAAGUAAAAUUAGGACAAGCAAGUUGAUCUUUCUUACUAUAUAUAUUAUUGAUAUUUUGAAAUUGCUAGAUAAGGAUAAUUUAAUCAGCUUUAUGUUUUUUUUUUUUAUUUAACUACUAAUGAGAAACUCUGUGAAUUUAACAUAAAUAGCUUUACUUGAAUUUAUUUUAUUUAAUCCUUUUUAAGGAGAAAUUUUAUGAACUCGACGUGAGUAGCUUUAUUUCAAUUUAUUUGUUUCCUCUAUUGUAAACCAGUUUAUCUAUUUGUCUUAAACCCAUUAAAAUAUAUGUAAAACCUAUAAUGUCCUUCGUGACACCGUGGAUUUUUCUAUUUUAUAAUACAUGAUUGGAUGCUAUAAAAUUAUAUAUAUAUAUAUGAUAAUUGUACGAACAAAUUGAAUUAAGUUUUAAAUUUUAAUUUAUUUCUAUUUCUUAAAUCUUCGUUAGUUAUAAAAUCCAAAUAUGGUAUGUACAAAAAAACAAAAAAAUCCAAAUACCAAAUAUGGUGCAUCUAUAAAAUGUGAAAUGAUGACAUGUUGACAAUCAAAGUUGUAAAAUAGAUACAUAAUUUUGGCUCCAAAAAAAAAAAAAAUCAGAAGUUUUGAGAUGGAUUAACCUAAUUAAAGAAAAAGAAAGAGCAUUUUCUGGAGAUCUUUAAGGAGAAACGUUACAUAAAUUAGAAAGAUUCAUGAUAUAAAAAUCAAACUUCUAUUUUCAUAAGAUGUUGGCAAUUUACUUUUUCUUUUCUUUUCUUCUUUUGGAAAAAUUGGACAAUAAUCCAAGUAUUCUGUUAAUUUUCUUUGAAUUAGAAUUUAACGGAGUACUCGAAAAGUUUGUAAAAAAAGGAACUAGUAAAAGGUGUUCUUUUUUUUUUGAGAAAAGAUGGAGAAAAUUGCCCUUGUGAGGCUGCUUUU